UCUUGUGUUGUGUUGACAUGUCAGCGUUCUUUUUUCGUAAUGGUUUUAAACUGAAACUAAUAAAGUUAAAGGACUCUGUGAUAUGUAUGAAAUAACUGAAAUAUGACAGACAUUUAAAAGUUCAUCUGGAAAUCUGGUACAGAUAAGGUUUCGUGAUAUUUAUGUGAAACAAUAGAUAAACUCGAUAUCAUAACUCGUGCUACUGGGUAACGCACAAGGCUAGCACUCCCAAUUGAUCCUUGUUGUGAUGUUAUGCACAUUGAGGCUCGCAACUGUUACGAGUAUUACAGCCUGUGGGAGUAAGUAAGAUUGCGAGUAGGAUGGGGCGUUGGCCUUUGUGAGAGAGGGAACGAGUGUUUUGUUGUCAGUCUGUGAUGGCGUCUAGUUGGACAAGGCUUUGGCUCGUGUUCGUGUGGUGUAUGGGUUUGGCUGGGAGUCAGAUACAGGACUCUGUGUAUUACAACAGGGACCACCAGGAUAAGGAUUCAUAUGGUAAUACGUAUAUGUAUAACAACAGACGGUACGGACGGCCCAAUUACCCGGGAGACGGUGAUUACAAUAGAGGUUAUGAUGAGAACGAUGGACGAUUUUAUCAGGUGCCAACUGGGCUGCCACAGCCUGGAGUCAUGGCAAGAUGGCGGCCUGACUUGCAGGGGAAGCAGCGUCCUGACUCUCUGGAACAGUUCAAAAGGGAUGGCUAUGUGUAUGUCACCACAAGCUCCUUCAGUAAGGUGCAGGGCUUCAAAGUGAAUCUGUACGACAACCCAGACCCCAAGUCUGGGUACCGCCCCGGCCUUACGCCUGUCGAGAAGAUCUUGGGCACAGCCACAGUGUUCUUGGGCAUUCCGUACGCCAUGCCGCCCAUCAGGGAAGGCCGAUUUAAGCCCCCUCGCCGACACCCUGGUGCACAGCUGAUCCAAGCAGUAGAUUUUGGUCCAGCAUGUCCACAGCCAUCACGCUACAUUGGUGGCACCAAAGGAAUUCUAGCUAUGGAUGAAGAUUGUCUCUAUCUCAAUGUAUUUUCACCAAUUACUCAGUCAGGACUUCCCCAGAAGUACCCUGUAAUGUUCUAUAUUCAUGGAGGAGAGUUCAUGAGAGGUGCAUCCAAUUUGUUCCCUGCUCAUGUGAUGGCUGCCUUCUAUGAAGUUGUGGUGGUUACGAUCAACUACAGGCUUGGGGCACUUGGAUUUCUGAGUACAGGAGAUGCUGAUUCACCUGGAAACUAUGGCAUACUGGACCAAGCAAUGGCUCUGCAGUGGGUGUAUGACAAUGUUGAUGCAUUUAAUGGAGACCGAGAGAAGAUCACUCUGUUUGGACCUGGUGCAGGUGCCGCAUCUGCUGGGCUAUUGAUGGUCGCUCCGCGCUCAAGGGACUAUGUUAGCAAGGUCAUUGGCCAGAGUGGGUCUGCAGUGGCUGACUGGGCUCUUAUAGUGGACAGGUACCGGGCACAGAACACAAGUCGAGUGUUUGCACAGCAUCUUGGUUGUAGUUUUGACUCGUCAUGGAAACUAGUCAAUUGUUUGAAGCAAGGGAGGAGCUUUGUUGAAAUAUCCAAUGCUGAGUUCAAGCCACAAGUGGGUAUCUUCCCAUGGGGUCCAGUCUUGGACAGAAAUUUUACUGUACCACAAGAUCACUGGUUUGAAGGCUGGCGUGAAAAGGACUGGCAUUUUCUGCGGGAAACCCCAGAGGAACUUAUUUGUCGUGGACAGAUCAACCAUGGUGUCAGUUACAUGAGUGGAGUCACUACACAGGAAGCUAGUUUCUUCAUAUAUGAAAAUGAGACAUUAGCUCCAGACUACACAGUUACUAGUGAGUUUGUUGACCAGAAGAUUCGAGAGCUGGUUUUGCGCUACAACUACACACUCAAUCCAGAAGGCAUCUAUCAGGCCAUAAAGUACAUGUAUACAUACUGGCCUGAUCCUAAUAACACAUAUUAUAUUCGAGAAAAAUACAUAGAUAUGCUGUCAGAUUUUCUGUACCGAGCCCCUAGUGACAAGAUGGCCAAGUUACUGGUUGAGCAGAAUGUUCCUGUUUACUUGUAUGUCCUGAACACAACAAUUGAGGCAUUUAGAUUGCCUCUGUGGAGGAAAGUUUCACAUGAUACGGAGCACUACCUCCUGACUGGUGCUCCAUUCAUGGAUGUGGAAUUCUUUCCAACAAGGCCUAAACUGGACCGGAAAAUGUGGACAGACAAUGAUCGGAACAUGAGCCACUUUUUUAUGAAAGCGUACACUGAUUUUGCCAGAUUUGGGAAUCCAACACAAACUCAGAUCCUGGGACUGCACUUUGAAAUGGCUCGAGCAGGGUAUCUCAAGUACUUGAACCUCAACACUACUUUUAACUCGAGUGUGCUGCUCAACUACAGGCAAACAGAGACUGCUUUCUGGAGCACAUAUCUCCCUACAGUGAUUGGGCACUUGGUUCCGACCUACCCUCCAGUUACCGAGUACUGGUGGGAGCCAAAAGAGCCCUUGCAGAUUGCAUUCUGGAGUGUGACAUCUGCAUGCUUACUGCUGAUUGUGUUAGUGGUGAUCUGCUGUAUCCUCUGGAGGAAUGCAAAGAGACAAUCAGAUCACUAUUACAAUGGUGACAUCAUUGUUCUGCGAGAUGAUGUGAGAGAGCAUGGAGAUGGAAUUGACAAUCAGAGUGCAACAAUGGAGUAUCGUGACACGCCCCCACCCGCUUCAAAGUUAAGCCAGAUGAAAUCCCGUGAGCCUCAAAACAGUUUUGACCCUCGACGGACUGCCAGUACGCCGUCUCUCCGAAUAACGGGCAGUUCUGCCUCGCUUAAAGAUUCAUCAAAUUUCACCACUAGUUCCCCUACAGGUGAACCAAGGAAGCAGCCAACACCGAUCCCAGGUUCCAGGAAGCCAAAGACAAGAGUAGACCAGGCAGGAGUUCCACAGACUGAAGUUUAGCAAACAAAUAAGUGUAACAAUUCAGUAAAAUCCAAGAGAACACAGGAGAGGAGUUUUGUUCAUCUUCAAGUGAGAAAAGAUAAGCCACAUGUUCCUGUAAUGCUUCUUUUGCCAUCAUGCAAAUAACAGUAAUGUUCACUUUGUUCAUUACUAGUGACUAUCCUCUCCUCAGUACUGAACUAAUUUAUUUUUGCAUAAUUUUCAAGUAUAUUUUUCUAUGAGAAAUAGAUGAUGCUCCCUCUUGCUGCAGGCCUUUCUUAAGGCGUCAUCUAGAAACCAUUAAUGCAGUGUUAUAAGCCGUGAAAAUGAGCACCAUUCGUUUCUGCCAAGAGCCAACAAAUGAAUGUACUUGGAGCCUGGUAACUGCUGAUUUCAUGGAAUGAUCUCAGAAAUAUGUGACAGAGUUUAUGGCACUGGCUAUAGGUUUUAGUGCACUGGUAAUUGUUUACUAACAAAAUACAACAGUUUGUAUUCAUUUGAGAUAGUUACACAUCUGUGUAUAAAGUGGUAAGUUGUAGUGUCAUCAAAUCAUGAUCAAUGAAUAUGAUGUAGGGGGAAGUCUCCACGAAGAUCUCGUGGUCUGAAGCAUUCUGUAUCUCUGGCAUCCAGGGAAAGCAGUAUUAAAUUACAGAUUUCUAAGAGGUAGGAUAUACAGGAAUUUAUAAACAAAAACAUACAAGGCAGUUCAAAUAAAUAAAAUUUACAAUAAUUUUAUAUGAAUAUCAAUUGAUAAGUGUAGAAUUUUAAGGAUGAUUCCAAUUUUAUAUAAAAACAUGUAAGAUAGAAAUAGAGAUGAUUGGGAUUAUGAUUAUAGUACAAUCCUGAAUGUGUAACACUAUUUAUAAGAAUUAUAUAGUUAUUAAUAUUAAGAAUUUGAACUAGGGCAGCAUAUUGGAAGGUAUAUUAAAAUUCGUAUAGGGAAGAUACAUAAUAUCUAUAGGGUAAAGGAAGUGCUAUAGAAUACAUAUCUGAUUGAAUAAUAAAGCUGAAUUGUUGCAAUGAGUGGUUUUGCAGUUAUGACACUGAAUAUGCAACCCUAGGAGUUGCUCUUCUUUGCAAUUUUAGUUUGCAUUAUGAUGUCCUUUUCAUUGUAGGCCAAGUCCAGUAAGUGCCAUUUGUCUUAAUUCAGGUGACCAUGACAUCUGCCUUUCUGUCUCUAGUUGGAUGCUUUGGCCAGCGCUUGUCAAUGUGAGGUCUGUAUUUCUCAUCCCACUUAGGCAGUUCAGCCAACUUAUAAUACUGUCCAACCCAACAGAAAUAUCAGAUAAUAGUAGCACGUUGUCUGGUUCAUCUGUGCUGCUCAACUUUCUCUGAAGAUGGCAUUCAGUCUUGCAAGUUUUGCAUUGUCUAUCGCUGUGGUCUAGCAAUGCAGAGUUCCUCAGUAAAUAUUACAUUCCCAACCUCUAAAUUGACCAUCCAUUUCUUGGUAUGAACAUAUCCUGUAUCUUUUGUGCAUUCUCCAAAUUCUGGAUAAAGGCUCAGCCAAUUGCUCUUUGCACACUUAAAGAAAAGUGCUCAGGAAGGACUUCAAUGGGGAAGGUUUCAACCUACUUUUACGAGAAACAUUUUUAGAAAGUCGUGAUGAUAGACAUUGAAUAUUCUGAUGCCAAAAUAGUAUGAAUUUUCCUAAACAUGAAAAUAUGGCAGUUGGUCUAUAAAGAUGGUUCUAAUUCCUUGCGUUAACACUGUGUACAGCUAAAGUUGUCUGACAAUGUUCUUGGUCCCUUACAGUGAAGUUCAUUAAUAAGAAUAUGCAUUCACAGGGAAGAGGUAAAAUCUCUAACCUCUUAAAUAGACUUCUCCAUGAAUUUCUAGACUUACACCAGUCAUAGUUCUAAUAGCUCUCAUUUUUAAAGUAAAUAUCAUCUUACUGUUGGAUGAAUUACCCAGAAAAUUAUUUUACAUUUCAUUAUGGAAUAAUGAUUUUGUGAAUGUCUGACGAGUCUAAGUGCAGAUUUGAAAGGGAUGUGUUGUACCAAACUUUUCAAUUUAUGAUAAAAUUCAAAUUCAUGAAUGCAACGGUUAAGAUAUUUUUGAAUGAAGAAUAAUAAUUCUCCCUGCCCCUUUAUGCAACGAAAACUGCAUCAGAUUUAGAAUGUGUUGAAAACUGGCCAAGUUAUUUCAAUGCUGAAGUACAUUUAAAACUGGAUGUGUCCAAGAGGUUCUCACCUUUGUAGACAGCAUUCUGCUUGUGCUGACAAAACAGUUGUACCCACAACUUUUUACUCGACUAAUUUAAUGCAAGUGUAAAAAUAAGGCACAACAAAGAAAAUGCAGGGAUGAGUUUCCGUUUGGUAUAUAGCAUAGGAAGAAAUUUCUGAUGUUGCAGAGGAACUCCAGUCUUCUACCAUGAAGACUGAGGCAGUAAAAUCCUAUGAAACUACCCAAAUAUAUUCCAGCUCUGCAUGCUAUGACCCAAAAAUUGUGUUGACACAGUAGAUAUGGAAUUCAAGAGAGGAUGUUUUACGAAAUUUAAACAAGGCACUGCACCCCGUAAAUCAGGACCUUGCAAAUGUUUGGAUUUGAGAGAAGAUUCAGGCAGGAAUACUUCGAGACCUAUAUACAUGACUUGCCUCCUACUGACAAAUAGUUAUCACACUAUUUCUACUCACCUUGGCAUUCCUAGUUUAAAAUCAAAAUCAGUCUGGUUCCUAAAACAAUACAUUAUUGUCAGAAUUUCUCUUUAUGUAAAGUAAGAGAGAGAAUUCUAUCAGUAAAACCAAAAUUAAUUUACAAAAAUAAUAAAUGUCCAGAAAUUUUAACUUUUAAUUUAGUGAGUUUUAUUCUUUUCUCACUCCAAAACAGAAUUAGCUAAAUCCAUAAUGUAUUCCGGCAACCACGUGUGUGCUUAAUUAUCACUGACAGUGCAUAGGCACAUGGAGAAUGGGACGAAUGGACUCCCCUUAUUGUAGAUGUUGAAUCAUGUGGUGCAUAAGUGUUACUGCCAAGCAGUUUUGUUGCAUGAAAUGCAUAUUUUUGUAUUACAUAUACAGAUAGUACAUCAGUACCUCUUGUUGAAAGACCUGAUGUGUUAACUGUAUACCAAUAGUUUGUUCCAUCCAUUUUAAUGUUAUGUGGUAGAACUCAAUGUUAGCAGAUUUCAUUAGAAAAUGUCAAGGUACUGCAUGUGUACAUUAGUUCAUUCUACACUCUGAAUUUUGAGGCAGGUUUGAAGUGUUAGAAACAAUACUAGAGACCUGUAAGAGAGACUUCUUUUGUGGCAUUUUUGUGUUUACAAAAACCAUUACAAAACAAGUGAAGAAUAUUGUCAACCACAAACCUGAAGCUGAUUUGUGCUGCUUAUGCCAGGGUGUAUUGCAAAAUGUUAUUGUGAUUUAAGUGUCCUUUAAAUAUGUUGUUAAUAAUGUGUUAUAAGAGUUUGAGAUGUUCUUUUGAAAUGUUAUAUUUUAAUCAGUGUUGUUAUGCCAGUAUUGGUGGUAUGUACAUAUUAAGUCUGUCAUUUGAAAUGUUGGAAUUGGGUGUUAGAUUGGACAGAUUUUGGACACAAUGUCCUAAGACAAGACAUUCUGGGAAAAAUGAUAAAGUUUGCCUCAAUCUAAACCCUCUUCACUAUUCAUACUUUUAACUUUACAAAUUGUGUUUCACAUCUUACACACACUCCAGCUGUUCAUGUGUGGCAGCACUAUACUGCCACUAUUAACACCAGAGUUAAAAUACAGCUGUCAUCCCACCUGUUUUCCUUAAAAAAUAAAAGUUUAAUGCUUCUGUCUGAAUGGAGAACUAGCGAGAACUAACAUUCUUCCACUGAACAGAUUCAGUCUCUUGCCAGUUACAUACUCUAGUUCAUAAUUUUACAGGUGACUGGAAUAUUUUAACUUGAGGCUUUGGGGUUCAAACUAUAAACCUUGAAGCUAUUUCAGAGUCCAAAUUACUGUGUAAUAGUAAUAAUAUUAACCAUAUGUAUUUUAAAUUCUGCUAUGACACAAAAUUUUAGAAUCUUAAAUUUUCUUUGUGCUCUGCUUACUCUGAUGUCAUUACCCUCAAACCAGAUUGUUUCACCGGUUCAGUAGUUUUGGGGUGUGGUGGACGUACAAAAAAUGUUUCUGUGAAUUUAUUCUGUUUUAUGAAACAAGGCUAGAAAUUUACUUCUGUUUAACUCUAUGUCUGACUGGCUUUUUCAAUAUUCUGCAGUUUUUAAUGUUGUCUGUUAGUGUAAGAGCAGCCUAUCUCAUUUAAUGUACUUAUAUGAACAUUUUUAGCAGGCAGUCAAGAAUUCUUCUGGUUCUUCUUGGUGUAGAUGAGUCAUUCAUUGUUAAUAUUAAAAACACUAGUAACAGGUCAUUGAAUUUGUAUGCCCUGAAAAUGAUCAAUAGGCAGGUUUGAAAACUUCUUUCUUUUCUAAUUGGUGUGUAAGUCUUAAUGCAGAAUGUUGUGGUUCCCUUUGUCCCUUUAGGACAUCUCCUGUCCCUAUUCCACAGUCAUAACUUAUUUGUAGUCUGCAGGUUGUUAUGGCAGUAGGCUUGUGCCUGCUUCAGAUCAUUAGCCAAGUUAUGCUGGGAUAGUACACGAAGAGCCACAACUAUCUGAAAUCAUUCAUAAUUUUUCCAGCUUAUUUGAGGUUAUACAACCUUUGACCCUUAACCUUUUAGGUAUGGCACUUAACUGUGCUACACAUGCAGUGAUAAGGGCCUUAUGACUCACUCAGAAUCAAUCAGGUUAGAAACCCAGGUGGAGACUGGCUGUCCUGCCAGUAUAGUCCAUAAAAAGAAUUUAUGGCUGUUUCCUCUUGGCUUUUCCUUCAAAUUUUACACAGAUAUGAUCAAUGGGCAUACUAUACCAUCACUCACUUUGUUCCAAAUAUGAUACUGAAUAUUUCUUAACAUGGCAAUGUUUGGAUUUUUGAACUGCAUCCUUCCCUGCUUGUUGUGAGAAAGCUGUCAGAAAAUCAAAUUUAUUAUGAAUGAGGAUUAGGUCAGUCAUUUGGAGGCCACAUUUCAUGAUCAUAAGAGUAUAAAAGUAUGCACUGCCUUCCUCAUUAUCACACAAACGAGAAUCAAAAAUUGAACUGACGUAUGAAAGAGCACAGAUUUGAGACAUGUGUAUAAAAUGCAUUCCAGUUUCCAUUUGUGUGUGUGUAUGUGUUUUCAGUAGUAGUUAUGGCACUUUGAACAAAGUAUUGGUUAUGGUUUUAACAUUUUCUAAUUUCAUAAUUUUUGUAAAUCUGAUAUUGUUAAAAAACGUAGAUUUUUAUAUGUUAUAAUAAGAAAUGAAGAUAGUUUGAUGGUGCAAGGUCUUUCUUUACACAAUAAGUUACUUCAUCAGUCAAGAAUUAUCUUUUUCAUGAAACCAAAAGGCACAUUACCUUGUUCAUAAAAGCCUGUCAUUGGUAAUAUCCUAAGCCAGAUGAAUCCAUAUGCCCCUAAGAUCAUUUCUAAUAUUAUCCCCAUCUACAUAGAGGUCUACACAUAGCUCUUCAUGUCUCAGCAUCAUAAUUCAUGACAGAAUCAGAAUAUAAGGAUAGCUAAUGGAUCGUUCAAAAAUGUGGGGAUGACACUAUCAAGUCAGAAUGGCAUUUAUGAAGAAGUCAAGAGUAGAUUAAAUUCAGGCAAUGCUUGUUAUCAUUCAAUCCAAAAUCUUUUGUCCUCUUGUAUCAUAUAAAAAACCAAAGGUUAAAAUAUACAAAAGUGGAAUUUUGUCAGUCAUGCUUAUGGGUGUGAAACUUGGUCUCUCACUUUGAAGAAGGGACAUAGAUUGAGGGUCUUUGAGAAAAGAGUGUUGAUGAUAUUUGGACCUAAAAGGAGGGAGACAGUUCAUAGAGACAAUUUCAUAAUGACAAGCUACAGAGCCUGUACUCAACUGAUAUUGUUAGGGUGAUUAAAUUGAGGAGGAUGAGGUGAGGUGAGCAGGACAUGCGACACGCAUGGGGGGAAGAGCACUUACAGGGUAUUGGUUUGGAGGUCUGAAGGGAGGAGACCAUUGGAAAGACUAGGCAUGGGUAGGAGGAUAACAUUAAAAUGGUACAAAGGGAGAUAAGACUCGAUAGAGCGAACUGGAUGCAGCUAGCUCAGGAUAGUCUGGUGGCGGGUUUUUGGAAGCACGGUGAUGAACCUUCGGGUUUUUUAAAGAAAGUGGGUUGUUCUUUGACAAGCCAAGUAACAAUCAACUUCAAAGAAUAUCCUGCACCAUAGAGUAUCUACAUAUAGGUCUCGUAAGUGACCUCUUCCCACAAGGUCUCAGAAAUUUUAUGUGUAUUUCUCAUUUCUUAUAAUUACUCUUAAUCUGUAAAAGUGGUAUUUUGGAUUGUGUCCAUCGUGUGUAUGUCAAUAAAAUUACGUUUCAUAAGCUGGAGCUUAAGUUA
Molecule: messenger RNA, 9237 nt
Organism: Zootermopsis nevadensis
Lineage: Eukaryota; Metazoa; Arthropoda; Insecta; Blattodea; Termopsidae
Gene: Gli
Product: carboxyl ester lipase-like protein Gli
Source: RefSeq, a predicted model, not a curated record